Desarmillaria tabescens is the source of this 1984-nucleotide messenger RNA. Its product is annotated as APC amino acid permease. Bases 231 to 1823 code for a protein of 530 amino acids. Gene Ontology annotation, molecular function: transmembrane transporter activity. Gene Ontology annotation, biological process: transmembrane transport. Gene Ontology annotation, cellular component: membrane. NCBI's taxonomy places the organism in Eukaryota, Fungi, Basidiomycota, Agaricomycetes, Agaricales, Physalacriaceae. The transcript is spliced from 16 exons. The record is from RefSeq and is a predicted model, not a curated record.
CAGAGAACAGAUCCAAGCCUUUAUCUCCGCCAAUUACAUAUCCUGAAAUCUAGUAUGACGGCACUUCCGGGGCUAAAUCACCUCCACUGAUAUCGGGUUCAAUAAGCCUCUUCGCUUCGACUGCUGGUCGGACAAAUAUUGAUUUAUCUUCUCAUCACGUCGCACCUUGAACUUAUAUAAAUAAGGACGUGAAAGCUCGUCUGCCCUGUGACCCUUCAGUCUUGUCUAUCAUGCCCGAGAAGGAUAACCCAGAUAACCGCACGGAAACGCUUUCUCUUUCAACAGGCUUGGACAAUGAUGAGGGUUUACUCGCUAGCCUUGGGUAUAAACAAGAGCUCAAGAGACAAUUCAAACCACUAGAGAUUUUUGGGAUCGCUUUCAGCAUUAUUGGCAUCGCACCUGCGUUGUCAUCUGUUCUUAUCUACUCCCUCCCUAAUGGAGGCGCGUUCGCGAUGGUCUGGGGAUGGACUGUCUGUUCCAUAUUCAUUGUUGCAAUUGGCCUCGCCAUGGGAGACUUAGCAUCUGCUGCACCAACAUCUGGCGGACUCUAUUACUGGACGUUCAUGUUCUCGUCGGAGAAAUGGCGUUGUUUUCUAUGUUGGAUUGUGGGAUAUUCCAAUACCAUCAGUAAUGUGGCUAGCGUUGCGAGCAUUGACUGGGGAUGUGCUCUACAAAUCAUGGCGGCGGUUAGUAUCGGAUCCAAUCGGACUUUUGAAGCAACCAUUUCCCAGACUUUUGGACUAUAUUGCGCGCUUCUCCUCUGUCAUGCCCUGAUAUGUAGCAUAAACCCUAGAUUUAUGGCUCGUUUUCAAAUCUUCUUCGUAUUACUCAAUGUUUUUCUGUGCUUCGCAAUUAUCAUAGGUCUUCCAGCAGCGACUCCCAGGGAAUUCAAAAACGACGCAAAAUUUGCCUUUGGAGACUUCACUAAUGUGUCCGGAUGGCCCAACGGAUUUGCGUUCAUACUUAGUUUUCUAACUCCUUUAUGGGGCGUUGGAUGCUUUGAUGCUCCCGUCCAUAUGAGUGAGGAAGCAACCAAUGCCAGCGUAGCCGUUCCAAUGGCUAUCAUUUUCUCCACCUUCUCUGCUACUAUUCUCGGCUGGGCCAUGAACAUCUCACUGGUCUUCUGCAUGGGACGGGAUUACCAAAGUAUCAUUGAUAGCCCCAUUGGCCAACCUAUGGCCACUAUAUUUUUCAACUCCUUUGGAAGGACCGGAACUCUCAUUAUAUGGUCGUUCAUCAUCUUGGCACAGUUCGCCAUCGGUGCAGGCAUAUUGACCACAUGCUCUCGACAGAUUUUUGCCUUCUCCCGAGAUGGAGGCUUACCUCUCUCUCGAUGGAUUUACUACGUCAAUCCUCAAACUCGGACCCCAUCACACGCUGUGUGGUUUGGGACUUUCUUGUCCCUUCUCCUCGGAAUUCUCGCCUUCGCUGGUGAGAAUGCUAUCGGAGCAGUCUUUUCGCUCGUAAUUACUGGACAAUACGUGUCAUAUUCUAUACCGAUGUCUGCGAGGUUUCUCGGCGGCAAAACUUCGAAACCAGGCCCUUUCCGACUAGGUUUUUGGAGUCUCCCGGUUACAGCGGUUGCCGUCAUCUGGAUGGCUUUCAUGACUGUCGUGUUUAUGUUUCCUCUUACUCCCUCUCCCGGCGUCGGCAAUAUGAACUACACAGUCGUUGUGCAAGGUGGCGUUUUGGUGCUUUCCGUCAUCUAUUUCUACUGCCCUAGAUAUGGCGGAGUGUAUUGGUUCAAAGGACCGGUCUCAACGGUCGAAGUACCUCCGGCACAUGUCAAGGAUGGUCCAGAUGAAAAGACGAUAAGGUCCUAGCAGAUGAGGUCUCAACUUCAGCAUAUAUCGGGCCCGGCCAACCUCGUAUUCUAACCGGAUCGUUCAAUAUUCAUGCACAACGUUACAAUGUGAAUAUUGAUAUUAUAUUACGAAUGAAUAACACAUGAAUUGGAGAUUCAUUGAAAGACUCGAACAUACCC